This is a messenger RNA of Galeopterus variegatus (Sunda flying lemur), 589 nucleotides long. Its product is annotated as DNA dC->dU-editing enzyme APOBEC-3G-like. The record is from RefSeq and is a predicted model, not a curated record. Gene Ontology annotation, molecular function: RNA binding; zinc ion binding; cytidine deaminase activity. The annotation marks the transcript as partial. The transcript is spliced from 4 exons. Gene Ontology annotation, biological process: defense response to virus; cytidine to uridine editing; DNA cytosine deamination. Lineage: Eukaryota; Metazoa; Chordata; Mammalia; Dermoptera; Cynocephalidae. Gene Ontology annotation, cellular component: nucleus; cytoplasm; P-body.
AGACUUGAUGAAUCCAGGAACAUUCAUCAACAACUUUAUAAACAACACUUCAGUUGUCGGGCGGCGCCGGACCUACCUGUGCUAUGAGGUGGACUUCUUUGACAGUAAUUCCUGGAUCAUACUGGUGAAGCGCAAGGGCUUCCUGCACAGCCAGCCCAGGCUACGCCGCCAUGCAGAGCUGUGCUUCCUGGACCUGCUGAAUUCCUGGCAGCUGGACCCCACCCUGCACUAUAGGGUCACCUGGUUCAUCUCCUGGAGCCCCUGCUGCAACUGUGCCCAGGAAUUGGCUGCAUUUCUGGGUUGUAACAGCCACGUGCAGCUGCGCAUCUUCGCUGCCCGCAUCUAUGAUCGGCUCCCAGGAUACGAGCAGGGGCUGCGCACACUGCAGGGGGCUGGGGCGCAGAUCGGCAUCAUGAACUUCGAGGGGUUUAGGCACUGCUGGGACACCUUUGUGGACCACCAGGGGAGGCCCUUUCAGCCCUGGCAUGGGCUGGAUGAACACAGUCAAGCCCUGUGGAGGAGGCUGCGGGACAUUCUCCAGAGUCAGGAAAACCGAAGGAGGGACUGCAGCACAUCUCAGGAAGGCUGA